This is a messenger RNA of Microplitis demolitor, 4212 nucleotides long. It is a transcript of the gene Cap-D2, whose product is annotated as condensin complex subunit 1. Bases 1 to 4014 code for a protein of 1337 amino acids. Gene Ontology annotation, molecular function: histone binding. The transcript has 3 exons. Gene Ontology annotation, biological process: meiotic chromosome condensation; mitotic cell cycle; mitotic chromosome condensation. NCBI's taxonomy places the organism in Eukaryota, Metazoa, Arthropoda, Insecta, Hymenoptera, Braconidae. The record is from RefSeq and is a predicted model, not a curated record. Gene Ontology annotation, cellular component: condensed chromosome, centromeric region; nucleus.
AUGUAUAUCAAUAUGGAAUUCAUUAUACCAUUAAAAAAAGACGAUCUUUUAAAGCAAAAUGACCGAUAUUAUUAUGUAAAGGAUGUUAUUUCACCUCGCCAAAUUAAUUCAGUUUUUGACACUAACCGGCAAGCGUUACAAAACAAAAGAUCGGCAUUUAUUUUAGAUCAUUUUGAUGAUUUUUUCGCUGUUUUAGUUCAUAGUAAAAAUCUCGAUGAUUCAGUACUCACGAGAGCUUUCGAUCGACUAUGUAAAUCUACUGAAUAUUUAGUUAAAGACUUAGAAAGUCAAGAUUUUGAAGAGGAUAAAAAGAAAAAGUUGACUAUAGUUAAAAUGCACGCAUAUUUGGUCUCGAGUUUUAUAAAUUAUUUAGAAGAUCGUUCUCUCAAAUCAAACAAUCCCACAGGUGAUAAAGGAAUAGGAAAAAAGAAGAAAUCAGAGCAAAAAUCAGAGGUGAGAAAAGAAUGGGAAUUCAAACGUAAUAAAAUUUUAUUUACCAUUUAUGAUUGGCUACAAUUAUCAUUAAAUAAAUUAUGGGAUCCACCAAUUGUUGAACAAUCAUUUGUUAUGCUUCUGGCUGAUAUUUGUUAUAAAAUAAUUGAAUUGGACAAAGAUAAAAAUGAUAAGCAAGUUAAACAAAUUGUUUGGCAAAUUUUAGGAAUUCUUAUAAAAAAUUACACUCAUGCAGUUUCGUGUAAGAUAAAAAUAAUUCAAUUAGUUAAAACUUAUGAUACUCUAGCACAAUCAUUAGCACAAGGAAUUGUGAAUAUGGUAACAGAAAAUAAAUGUCAAAGUUUUAUUGUUGAGAUUUUACAUGAAAUUGAUCAAGUUAAUUUUGAAGAAUCUGAAGCACGAAAUAUUGCAACAUUUCUCUCAACAAUGGCCGCUAUCCAACCAGAAUUAUUUUUUCAAGGAUCUGACGAUAUAAUGGAAUAUAUAUUUGAUUAUCUUGAUAAUGAAUGUUAUAUUAUGAGAAAUUGUGCUAUUGAAAUAAUGGAAAAUUUGAUUAUUAAUUGUUUAUCAGGAGAAAAUCUAACAAAACAACAAAAAAAUUUACGAGAUGAAUGUUUUCAGUAUUUAUUUAAACACAAAUUAGAUGUCAAUAGUUUUGUAAGAUCUAAAGUUUUUCAAGUUUGGCAAAAAUUAUUGGCUUCUGAAGCAGUACCAAUUCAACAGAUGUUGCCUAUUUUAAAAGCUGUAAUACCACAUUUACAUGAAACUGGUGCUGUUAUGAGAAAGCAAGCUCUUCAAGUAAUACGUCAUUUAAUAGAGUGUAACCCAUACGGUUCUAAAUUUGAUAAACAAGCAUUAAUUGAACAACGUGAUAAAUGUGAUGAAAAUUUACGUCAAAUACAGGCUGAUUUCGUAACAGAAAGCGCAAGUGGUGAUAAUGAACGUAUUGAACUUUGGAAAGAUUUAUUACCUGGAAUUCUAAAAGCUAUUAAAAAGUAUUUUGAAAAUAAUGAUGAAGACGAAGAAGAUAAUGAUGAUGACGAUGAUAAUCUGGGAGAUAUCAAUAUUGAUAAAGAAUGGGAAUUAGUACGUACUUUAAUUGUUGAUCGUAAAUUUUUACUAGCAGUAAAACGAGUAAAAAUGAUAGUUAGAAAAUUGAACUUGGAUUCUGAUAUAAAUAAUGUUGAUGGUCAAGAGGAUUGUUUUUUACUUUUCCUUGCAUAUAUAUUUUUAAAUUCACAAAGUGAUGAUAUCAAUAAAAAUAAAUUUGAGAGUUUUGAAUGGAACAAACGUAAAGAGACAGUUGGCCGUUUAAAACAAACAUUAAAUAUUUAUCAUAGUAUAAUUAGUUUCAUAACAGAAUUAGAAUCAGCAAUACCUACUAUUAAACAAAUGUUAAACGCAGCAACACCUGGGGUAGCUAUUGAAUCUUGUACUUUAUUAGGUAAAGCUUAUAAAUUUAAUAUUUUUGGAGCUGAAAAAGCAUUUCAUACGGCAUUAUUACAAGCUUUUAGUAGAGAUGAAUCAGUAAAGAAAAAUGUCGCUGAAGUUUAUAAAGAAAUAUAUUUUCAAAGUGAAGCUAAUAUUCCAAAUCGUCAACGAGCAAUUAUUUCCGUUAAUGGAUUGAUUAAUUUAUUAAAAACAUUGAAGUCAGGUCAAAGUCCAGCUUUAGAACAGCUUGUAUCAGAAUGGUGUGAUAAAAAAGAUUUGGAUGAAGAAAGUUGGCAAGUUAUGUGGGAAAAAUAUAAUUUCAAAAAUCCAUCAACGACAAUAAUUGAAAGUCGUUGUGCUAUUAUACUUCUUAAAAUGGUAGCUGCCAAAAAUCCAAAACUUAUUUUAAAAAAUUUAAAUAUUUGUAUUAAAGUUGGUUUUCAAACAAAAGAUGAUAUUUUAUUAGCACGUGAUACUUGUAAAGCAAUAUUAAUGAUUAAAUCAAAUAAUUCGGAAGAUUUUACAAAAGAGCCAUUGAAAUUUGAUAAUAACCAUGAAUUAUUUCAAAGUCUUUCAUCAUUAUUGGUUAAUAAAUUUGAAACUGCGUCCUCAAUGUCAUAUACUUCUUUUGCUACUGAAGCAAUAAAUGUUAUUUAUCAGUUUGCUAAUACACCGGAUAUUAUUAUAAAAGAUAUUUUAUUAAAAUUAUUAGAAGAACCUAUUGGUGACGUUGAUGUUCCUAAAUCACAGUUGGCUAAAUUUUUAUAUGUAAUUGGUCACGUAGCUGUACGACAUAUGGUACAUCUUGAUGUUGAAAUUUACAAAGAAUUGAAACGUCGUAAUGCCAUUCGUGAUGCAGUAAAAGGUAAAAAGAAAAACAAUAUGAAUAAUACUCAUUCGAAUGAAUCAUUUUCAUCAUCACCUGCUUCCGUUCAAUCAUCGGCAAGGAAAGCUCGUCAAUCAAUAAGUGUGCACCGAAGAAAUACAGCACUUUCAGAAGACGCUGAAGAUGAAAUUCUUUCAGGUGCAACUGCUGAUGAUGUUGAUGCUGAAGCAAUAAAUGAAGCUUUAGAUAAUAAUGUUGUUAAUGACAAUUGUUUAUUAGCACAAUUUGUGCCUCUUGUUAUUGAUGUUUGUCAACAUCCCGAGAAGUAUAAUAAUAAAUAUAUUCAAGUUUGGGGAGUACUGGCGCUUACUAAAAUGAUGACAGUGUCUUCUAAAUUUUGUCAAGACCAUCUUCAGUUAUUGAUGACAAUAUUGGAAAAAUCAACUUAUCCAGAAAUAAGGUCUAAUAUUUUAAUUGGUUUGUCGGAUUUAAUGAUUAGAUUUACAAAUGAUAUUGAUCCUUGGACAAGUCAUAUGUAUAACAGACUUACUGAUCCAGAUGUAUUAGUCCGUCGUACAGCAGUUCGUAUUCUUUCUAGUUUAGUUAAACGAGAAAUGAUUCGGGCCAAAGGACAAAUGUCAGAAAUGGCUUUGUGUAUAAUUGAUAAAGAUGAACAAAUAAGAAAUGAUGCUCAAUUAUUUUUCCGAGAAUUGUCAAAAAAACCUAAUGUCUUAUGUAAUAUUUUACCAGAUAUUUUAUCAAAAUUUUCAUGUUUAGACGAAGAUACAGUUGAUGAAGAAGAUAUACAAAAAAUUUUCAAGUUUAUAUUUUCACUGCUCAGUAAAGAACGAGAAAUGGAGUCAGUAUUAGAUAAAAUAUGUUUUAGAUUUAAAGAUGUAACUACAGAAAGGCAAAGCAAAAUUUUAACAUAUUGCUUAUCACUUUUACAAUUAAACAAAAAGGGUAUUACUCAUUUAACAAGAAAUCUUCCAUUUUUCAAAGACAAACUUCACAAUAAACAUGUUUACGAUGCUCUAUGGGAGGUAAUUGAACAAGCUAAAAAGAAACCUGAUGUUAAAGAAGCUUGUGCUAUUUUAGAACAAGAAAUUGAGAAAUUAUUGGACAAUCCUAAUUCUGAUAAUAUUCCAGUUAUUCAAAGCCAAGAUGAACAAAGUCAAAAUAAUACCAUUAAUCAAAAUAAUACUGACAAUAAUAAAAAAGCUGAUUGUGAAGUUAUGCCACCUCCCAAAAUUUCUCCACCAAAACGACGUUCAACUCGCCACGUAAACAAACGAAAAAAAUAAUUUAAGCUAAAGUUUUAAAGAAAUUUCACUCUCCAUACUAUUAAUUCUUUUUAAGUAUUUCAUUUUUAUAACAUUACAAUACAGAAAAAUUGUAAUGUUAAUAAGAAAUAAUAUUUAUAUUCAUUUUUAGAUAAUAAUUUUAUAAUACAAAACUGUAUAUACUUUUAAAAUGAAUAAAUUGUUUUCAUCUAUAUUGAA